Messenger RNA from Mytilinidion resinicola, 2976 nucleotides. RefSeq lists its product as uncharacterized. The transcript has 7 exons. Gene Ontology annotation, biological process: DNA-templated transcription; regulation of transcription by RNA polymerase II. Gene Ontology annotation, molecular function: zinc ion binding; RNA polymerase II cis-regulatory region sequence-specific DNA binding; DNA-binding transcription factor activity, RNA polymerase II-specific. Lineage: Eukaryota; Fungi; Ascomycota; Dothideomycetes; Mytilinidiales; Mytilinidiaceae. Gene Ontology annotation, cellular component: chromatin. Bases 1 to 2976 code for a protein of 991 amino acids. The record is from RefSeq and is a predicted model, not a curated record.
AUGGAGUCGACCGACGCGAGCGGCCGCCCACUGGCAACCAUCAUCCCCCACUCCUCUCAAGGCACCACUACUCAAUCGUCUUCCCUUCGCAAACGUCGCCGCGACUCGCAGUCUUCUGACGAAAGAGUCAAGUCUUCACGGCGGCGCCCCACAUCUAGCAAGGACGUCUUCGUUGGCCCCCACUCCGGGUUCUCCCGCGGACAAAGCUCUCCCAUGCAGCGCUCCACCAGCCCUACGAGCAGUAUGCAAGCCGAUGUCAAGUACACCAGUACUGGCCGUAUCAGUAAAGCCAAGAAAGGUUUGAAAGUUCACAACUGCGAGUGUGGAAGAUCUUAUACUCGUGCAGAGCAUCUAAGGCGGCACCAGAAAAACCACAAUCAAGAUGCUCUGGUGUGCAACUUCCCACGCUGUGGGAAGACUUUCUACAGACCGGACUUGCUUCAACGACAUCAAGAACGACAUAACGAGCCUAGCAAAGACCAAUCUCGCAGGACCUCGCUAUAUAGUCAAGGCUCUGCUGCAGAAGUCGAGGGACCACUAAUCACUUCAGCGCCCUCGAUGUCGUCUUCUCUUCCAAUGGAUGCCGUGUCACGGACCCACGACAACCCGAGUACUUAUCUCCCGGUUUCUGUCUCUCCCAUGCAAGAACAGACCUCAGACCCAAGGUAUAAAGCCGCUCAAUUCCUUACUCCUCAGACUCCCACGUCAAAAUCCGGUACUUUUCUUCGUCCGUCUACCAAUGCCACCAAGCAGCAGCGAGCCUACGGUGCGUCCACUCGGCAACAGUCGGUUGCUGUCCCUACAGGUGCCCACGAUAGCAUGACCACCUACAGCGGCAUCGAUUUUAACCCAUGGAAUGGCUCUCCAAACUAUUCGUCCUCCAGCGGUUACGCAUCUCCCGGUCCUGGUCACGACUAUUCAAUGUUCGUUGGCCAACCGUUCGGAUCAAGCUCAAAUCGCACUCGCACUUCCUCCAAUGCAUCCUUCAUUGAACCUCAAUGGAGCUCUUACCCUUCAACACGUUCGCCAACUUCUGCAACUUCCACGAUGCCAUUUUCAUGGUCAGGGACGGAAAAGAGUCCACACUUGGGACUGGCGUUACAAAUGGUCACGACGUCCGGGGGCUACCCAGUGCCCGGAAUGUCUGCUCCAGCAGACAUGCCGGGCUUCCUGAUGUAUCCAACCCAGAAGACGGCUGCGCAAAGAGACGAGGAGGAGCAGCAGUUCCUGUUCCCAGAACACCUUCUCGGUAUGGCUGACACCUACCAAUUCCAAAUCGAGCAAUAUCUUGACAACUACUGGAGGCUAUUCCACCCCUCCUUCCCCGUCAUACACAAGCCUACCUUCGUAAACGAAUCUCCCCUGCUCAGAGCAGCGAUGAUUGCGAUUGGGGCUCAGUACACGGAUGAUUCGGGAGCCAAGGCAAAGUCCAGGCUUCUGCACGACAAGUGCGUAAAGCUACUAAAUCAGCGAGAUAUUGAAGUCACCCAAUCUUCACGUCUCUGUGACUUACAGUGUGUCUUCUUGGUCGAAGUUCUGUCCCAGUACCGCGCCCGUCGUGGCGCGAAGAUUCUCACUCGAAGAUUUGAGGAAAUGUACCGAAAGCUUUCUCAAGAUCCCAAGGUGCAGACUUCAACGACCCUCGAAGCUCUCGCUUCUCAGCCUCCUAUCUCGAACGAACAACCCACAUACGACCGCUGGUGCCAGUGGAUUGAGCUGUCCAGCCGACAGCACCUGCUUCUUUGUUCUUACAUUCUUGAGACGCAGCAAACGAUUCUUCUAGCUCGUCCUCAACAGCAUUCUCUUUUACCACAUCUUUCUGGCGACGCACUUCCAUUCCCAUCAUCUGUCCAAUUAUGGGAAGCUCCCAGCGCAGUCGAUUGGGCCAUAUCUUUACACCAGCAGCCGCAAACCCCAGGAUACGUAUACGAAGUAACCUCCGAUAUCGGAGUAUCUACCCGCUUUUCACCUCUCGAUGUGUUCCAGUCUUCGCUUCUGCUAGCGACACAUUACAACCACUUCCACAAUUCAACGCCAUACCUCCAGCCUCCAUCUUAUCCAUCGAUCGAUCAUCUCCUCGACCCAUCUCCUCUCACUCGGCAUCAUCUUUUCACUGCUCAGUUGCUGCAGCAUGUUCCCGUUCGCGCUCUCUUGGCGGUCUCUGGGGAAUCGUGGAUACUUUCAGAAAAGGUCGCCUCAAUAGCCUCAUUUGCAGGCUACAAAGCAACGCUGAGGACAUGGCUGAACGAUCUGUGGACACCAGAGGGCCCAAAUGUGAAGCCAGUCAGAGCAGCCUUGAAGGUCGCCAUUAACAUGUUGUGCCACGCCAUGACUGCUCCCGCUCAGACACUCUGUUUGGAACCGGGUGCCGAAAUGGGGCUUUACUAUGCAGUUCUAGUGCUAUGGGCCGUCGCUCUCGCCUCAACAUCCAGGCAAACGCAGGCGCAAAACCCCCGUCACCCUCAGCACCGUUCUCCGAGCCAGUCACGACGCCCGUCGCAAGGAGCUGUUCCGCCCUUCUCACCGCCAGGAUAUGGCGCUUCGACGAACCUAGCACAAAACCCCUCUCAACUACAGCAGUCAAAUAACCCCGCUCACCCGUCCACUACUAGCUUCCUUCCCACCGUAUUGGCCUCCCAGGCACGCCCAUCAAACACAAACAGCAUGCUUCAAUCCGACAUCACCUUCACGUCUUUGACCUUCCUCAACCUCGCGUCCCAUGAGCUAGACACUCUGGGAAUCUCGCCCUGGCCUCGCGACCUAGCACAGUGGCAACAAGGCGUCGGUGCCUUGCUCCGCUGGGCGAAGAUGAGACUACGCAGCGGUGCUAUCGAUGGCAGGGACAGUGUCGUUAGCACCGGUCCCACUAGCGGAAGCAUGAGCAGAGGCACCGACGGACUGGGCGAGCUCUUGGAUGGGGUCGUCAGCGUGCUGGAGAAGAUCAUGAGCCGUGGGUGGGAAGGCUGGGGCAUAUAA